Messenger RNA from Siniperca chuatsi (mandarin fish), 3473 nucleotides. RefSeq lists its product as uncharacterized. Lineage: Eukaryota; Metazoa; Chordata; Actinopteri; Centrarchiformes; Sinipercidae. Bases 546 to 1247 code for a protein of 233 amino acids. The record is from RefSeq and is a predicted model, not a curated record. The transcript is spliced from 10 exons.
AGACAUAUUACUGAAAGUUAUUUUCUGGAUUCAAUUACAUUUUCUCACGCUCGCCCUUGCUUAUUAUUUUUUUUCAGCACCCAUUAAAAACUGGACGGUCCGCUUAUCAGAUUUUGUCUGAGACAGUGAUGGUUUUCACACAAGGGUCCACACAGGUGCUGAGACUGUGCAGACAUCAAAUGGUUCAUUGUUCAUUGUUGGGGCAACUCAUCGGAUAAUACUGCAUCACAACGCCAGGGGACUGUAAGGUGUCAGCAUGGACUCUUUGAUCCGUGCAACUAACAGCUGUGGCACUUCGGAUAAAAAAUACAAUCCUGUUUUUUUUUUUUAAAUGAAACAGCGAGACAAGCUGAUUUCUACCUUGACAACUGAUUAAGACGACUCCACUCAAUCGGCCAUAAUCUUGUAACAAGAGCGAGAAACCCUUCCUCGUUCCUGGUGUAUUGUUUGAUUUCAAACCGAACAAUCUUCCGUGUGGAAGAGGAAAAAAAAAGAAGCCAAAUAGAAAAGGCGAGAGAGAGAAAGAGAGGCCGUCUGUGUUCACCAUGUGGCUCUCCGUGAUGCUGCUGCUGGUCUGCAGCAGCCAGGCUACUCAUUUUUAUGGAACAGUGAUGACUUACUACCCCAAAAACACCAGCGCUGCCGGAUCUGUCACGGUGGUCCUGCGCUACAAGCUGAACUUCCACUCCUGCACAAAUUUAAAUUGGACAUGUCUCAGCGGUGACUGUGGGACUGAGAGCUUACAGCUGAACACUGUUGACAUGGAAAACAGUGGAGAGUGGUGCCAGACAGAAGGGAUCUCGACUCGGCUGCUUCCCAGCAACGCUCCGUUUCAGCUGUGGUUUAAUGGUGGUAACUGGAUAGAUAACAUCGUAAAUGGCAUCACAUCAUGGAGAGCUGUGACUCUGGUGGAGCUGAGGAGCCGGUCGGACACCGGCCAGGCCAACAGAUCACCUCAGACCACCAUCCUGCCAGCUGUCAGAGUUCCUUCAAACUGUCAGAGAGAUUUCAACCUGUUGGCGUUUGACCCUGACGGAGACGAGGUUAAAUGCAGAUAUGGAAACACAACGUUAGAGUGUAACCUCUGCACACCGCCGUCUGUUCUCAGCCUCUCACCUUCUUGUACUUUGUCAUUCAGCCCCACCAACAGCAGUAAUCAAGGUCCAUACGCCGUACAGCUGGUGAUGGAGGACUUUCCCAGGCAGACUAUCAACCUGACUGACACUAACGGGUGCAGACGAGGAUAACUACCAACAACACUAUAAGCAAACUACCUGUUCAGUUUGUUUUAAGGGUGGAUCCUGUGGUGCCAUCCUGCACAGAGGGACUCUAUCUGCCCAGGUUUCUGCCUCCAACUCCAGCCAACAGAGCUCAGCUGUACACCCCUGUCAAUCAGGCCCUGGAAAUCAGCAUCAAUGCAGUGGCAAAUAAUUCCAAUGUGACUGAGCUGCUGUUCAGCGGGCCGUACAACACGAACCAGACUGCAACAGGAACUGGACAGUUCAUCCUGAGAUGGACGCCGUCCCAAAACCAAGAUGGAGAAAGCCACCCCAUCUGUUUUGUCGUCCAGGCAAUUUCUAAUUCAGUCAAGUAUCACUCGGAGCUACGAUGUGUCAUUGUGAGCGUUGGAAAUGUUGUCAUAGGUCUGAGAGUGAGGAUUUCUUCUUCGUCUCCACUGUCUGACGACUACAUCAAGAAUACCGUCAUGCAACAGUUUAAAAAUGAAUUUGUGAGACGCGGAAUGCCAUCAAACUUCAUUCUGAGCUUCGUGAGGAGAGUGUAACUGGAAGUUACAACCACAGGGACCCCUGCUGGUUCAACGCGAUCAUGUAUUGACUCCUGCAGGGAAAACUUGUUUUGCUUGCCAGAGCUAAAACAACAGCUUUUCUGUUGUUUUUAAUUAGCUGAAUUGAUUUUUUCCAUUGUAUUGUUAUACAUUAUUUUUUUUGAAAAUGAACAUAUUUUUUAGAUCCCUCUGGGAAAACGGACAUUUUCAGAUUUACUGCCAGUGUGUGUGGAAACUCUUCGAUUAUUCACAUUAUCUGAUUUAAGGCUCAUUUGCGAAUGAGUCCUGUUGAGCAUCAAAGUCAAGAAUUUUUUUUUUUUAACAUGUGGUUCAAACUUUCAUUCUUGACCUUGGAAACAGCAGUUGAGAAAUAAAUCUCCCCACGAGGUCCAUUUAGUAGCUGUUCUGGAGCUUUUGAUCAUAUCACAUCAUCUUAUCUUCUUGACAUGGAAUUAUAGAUUUUUUCCAUUUUUUAUUUGUUUUUACCAUGUGUAAACCUUUACUACUGUUACUAUUGUUAGUGUAUAAAAUAAUCACUGGGAUGCUAUAUUAUUAUGUAUGACACUUUUAAAUCUUUGUUAUCUAACUUUAUUGUAUCUCAUCAGAUUACCUCAGGGACACUGCCCAGGUUGUUUUCUCUGGGGGCGGCUUGAACACUUUGUUACGGUCAUUUUCAACUCUGCAUUUGAUCUGUAUACAGUCUGAAACUGAGCUACUCGUCUCUUUCUUCUGUCUCGUACCGAACAUAUUGCUGUUCAUGUUAAAGCAGGGGCUCAUCCCUAUGUUCCUAGGUCCUUUGUCAAAGGGCAAUAAGUAGCCGGUUGCGGUUCAAAUUGCAAAAGAAUAAAGGGAGAUGGACGUUUCAAAUGCAGUUUGAAUGAUAAAAAUCUGUUCAGCCACUGUGGAGAUUUCAAUGUCUACAGUCCAGAAAACUGCCUUGCCUGAAAUUUGAGGGCGUAGGUUUCAAGGAGUAUAACAUCAGUAGGUUAUAAGCCGUAGGUAGGUGAUUUCAACAUAUCGACCCAGGAAACUGCACUGAAAAUUUGAGCUAGGAAAAAAACAUUGCUGAGAACAUAAAGCCCAUUAGAAAGGUCUCCUUAAUGUGUCUGGGGAACAUAGGACCCUGGGAAAAUAGAUACGCUCUCACAAGAAGCAGCCAAACUAAACUCCACAAAAAUGUAUCAGUAGUACACUACUCUUUAAACUGUCUGUGCUCCAGAUCAACCUUUGUUUUUGAUUUAGAAAGAGACAUUUUGGGGUCAUAGAGUUGUUGGUCAUAGCUAAACGGUUUAUGUGGAGAAGUUGUGCCGUUUACGUGCAACUUACUAAAUGUUAGAUGGGAAAUAAAAGCCAUUUUAAGCUCUGAUUUUGCAGAAGAUUUAAUGAUUAAGACAGGGGUAAAUUCAAAAUAUGAGGUGUCUCGUGUGGUGGAUCUGGCCCUCAGGCAAAGUUUGUAACUGUGUUUGAAGGUGUUACAGAGGUUAGAGAAGCAGGCAUCUGAUGACUGCUUGCUUGAAGUAACUCAAACUCCCUAAUUCUGGUCCUGAUACACCAACCCUCAAAGACUAGAACUGUAAAAUCCUGAGGUUGUAAUGGACAGCUUGUAUGUGGAAAGACUCAAGACUGUUGCCUAUAAAUGUAAAAACAGGUUCCUGCUGAAAUAAAAAUUUAUUUUUUAUCUGACUAA